Molecule: messenger RNA, 2340 nt
Organism: Harpia harpyja (harpy eagle)
Lineage: Eukaryota; Metazoa; Chordata; Aves; Accipitriformes; Accipitridae
Gene: ANKRD34A
Product: ankyrin repeat domain 34A
Exons: 2
Coding region: 366-1721 (451 amino acids)
Molecular function (GO): protein binding
Source: RefSeq, a predicted model, not a curated record
CUAUGGCCGCUCUCUCCCUCGCACCCCCGCACAGGCAGCUCGCCGCAGCGGGUUCGUUGCCGGCUGCGCCGCCGGGUGAUUCAUCCCUCUCCAGCCCUCCCCGCGCUAGCAGCUGCCAAAAAUAGCGAUGCAGGGGGGGGGAAAACCCCUCCAAAUAACCUCCCCUGCCUUCCCCCCCCCCCCCCGCUACGCCAGCGGCAGGCCGGGAUGGCGGCUACCGAACAACGUCCCCGACACCUCCAUCCCCGGGGCAUCUGGGACCAGGACCCGUCGCCAGGGGAUACCACCCUCCGGUUACCAUGUGAGUGGGUGACACUCCUGGACCAGCACACCCAUCCGCCAUCCCUGCUGCCAUAAGUGCCGCGAUGCCCAGCCCCGUCCGCCGCCCUUCUGGUGCCAGCGGGCCACCCGGUUUAACCAUGUUACCGGCGGACGGUUCGGCGUUGCUGCGAGCUGUGGCACAGGGCAAAUUUCGUCUCACCCGGCUCUUGUUGGAAGGGGGAGCCUACAUCAACGAGGGCAAUGCCACCGGCCAAACGCCGUUGAUGGCCGCGUGCCGGGCUGGCUACGCCGACCCGCUGGAGCAGCCCCGUAUGGUGAGGUACCUCCUGGAAAACGGCGCUGAUCCCAACAUCCCCGAUAAGACGGGCAAGACAGCGUUGAUGCACGCCUGUGCUGAAUGUGCCGGGCCGGCAGUAGCUGCCAUUUUGUUGGCUCACGGCGCUGAUCCCAGCGCCCGCGAUUAUGCCGGAGCCUCUGCUUUGGUUUAUGCCAUUAACCGGGGGGACCGGGAGACGCUGCAGGUGCUGUUGGAUGCCUGCAAAGCUCGAGGGAAGGAGGUGAUCAUCAUCACCACUGACACCUCGCCCUCGGGUACCAAAACCACCCGGCAAUACCUAAACUCGCCCCCUUCACCUGGGCUGGAGGAGAAACGCUCGCCGGCGCUUUGCAUGUCGCCCUCUGACAUCGAGGUGCGGACGGCGGCUUCGCCGGCCGGCAGUGAGAAAGAAGAGGAGAGGGACGUCUUCUGCUUCCCCCCGCCGCCACCACCGGCACCGGUCACCGCCAUACCGGAGCCAUCCCGUGGCCGGGGGCGGCCACUGAAGCGCCUCAAUUCGGAGCCCUGGGGGUUGGUGGCCCCGGGGACGGAGGGAACAUGGGGACCCCCCGAGCGUUUGGUGGCGGGGAUGGAGGGGCUGAGCCUGGGCGGGCGCCCACGGCGGCACAGCAUGGAGGGCCGGGAGGCAGCGGGGCUACUGGGGGCUGCCUGGGCCGAGCGGGUGCCCCCCGCUUGCCCGCAGCUGCUGGCACGCCGGAACACGGCCCCUGAAACGGUGCGGGUCAAACCGCCUCGCCGGGAACCCCCUGAAAUGGAGGGGUGUCCCUGGGCCGGCUCGCCGCCUCCAUCGCCGGGCCGAGGCCGGCACUGUGCUGCAUCGGCCAUGCCACUGCCAGCUGCUGAGUCCCCACCGGGUGCCCGCCGACGCCCACCCGGUUUGCUGGAGCGUCGUGGCUCUGGCACCCUCUUGCUGGAGCCCUUGGCUCCGGGGAGGGCUGGCUUCUUGCCCCCCCUGCACCCUGGCCCGCACCCCCCCGGCCCCCCGGCCCCCGGCUCACCCAAGGGACGCCGCAAGCUGCUGCGCCGGCACUCGAUGCAGACGGAGGAGAUGCGGCAGCUGGCCAACUUCCAGAGCAGCAUGGCCCCGGAGCCAGGCAGUUAGGGAUCCCCCCAUGUCCCCCCCCCAACCUGGAGCAGCACCCAGUCACCUGGGUCCUGCUCCCAGCAUCCUCACGGACCCCCCUGUGAAGGGAGGACCCCGGGCAGUCACUCUGUCCCUGCCCGGCUGCUCUUGUGCCAGUGUGGGGCCUCCUCAUGCAGGUGGUGGCAGGCAACAUUCACUCUGAACCUUACUGAUGACUGCAGGCACAUGACAAUUCUUCCUUUGCUGCUGUUGACAGAAACUUUGCACAACCACAAAUUCCUUCAGGAGCUGGCGUUCCUCCUGCCCCCGUCUCCCCUGCAUCUUCCUCCUGCUCCCUCCUCAUCCUCCCAGCAGCGCUUUCCCCUACAGACCUCAGCAGCAGCCACCGACUGCCCAACCUGCCUCACAUUUGGGGGUCCCCACAUUCCCGCCAGUGCCAGGCGCUGCUUGGGGCUGUGUGCUGUGAGCAAUAACAGCCACUGGAACCUCCGUGUCUCUGGACUGUCCCUCCCCAGGGGAGCUCCCCCCCAGUUUUGGGGUGCAGGGUCCCAGCGACGGGGGUGCCAGGGUGGGAGCGGGCAGGGGGUGGGGCACGCACUGUCAGCAUCCCGGUGAAUAAAGGCCCCAGCACAGCUCA